GGCAGCUCGGCGGUGCGAGAAAAGCGGCGAUGUUCCCCGCCUGGGUCGCGCUGCUUCUCUGCCUCUGCCCGGCUGGUCACGGUUUACGCAUCCAGGAGUACCUUUACUUCCAUGUCCUCAGUCCAGGAGACAUCCGCUACAUCUUCACGGCUACCCCGGCCAAGGACUUUGGCGGAGUCUUCAACAUGAGAUUCGAGCAGAUCUAUCUGGUUCCAUCCGACCCUCCAGAUGCCUGCGGAGCCUUGCGCAACGGUGCAUUUAUCGAAGGCCAGAUCGCGUUAGUGGAACAUGGGGGCUGCUCCUUUCUGUCCAAGACCGGCACCAUCCAGGAACACGGAGGCCGGGCGGUGAUCAUUGUAGAGGACGCCACCUGUGUGGAGGGGGCUCAGGAGACCACCCAGCGGAAGGCCGACAUCCCUGCCCUUUUCCUUCUGGGGCGAGACGGGUACAGGAUCCGCCGCUCUCUGGAACAGCACGGGCUCCCUUGGGCCGUGAUCUCCAUCCCGGUUAACGCCAGCAGCGUCCCGACUUCCGACUUCCUCCAGCGUCCGGGGAUCUUUUGGUAGCACAGAAAGAAAGGGAGCCGUGGAGUCCCAGAACUCGACCGAAAGGAUAAUGACGACCUACAAAGGAAUCGACCGUUUCACCCAGUCCGGCAGCUGAUGGGGACCACGGGAAGAUCUCGUGUGUUGAUGAAGGGAAACUGACCGGAUUGCGUCCUCUGGAUAGCUUCGUUUUUUUGUUUUGGUUUGGCCCAGAGAGCAGACAUUGGGAGCGGUCUGGCAAUCUUGAGGACCAAAUAGGAAACCUGGAUAGCUCUUCCGGGGUGGGGUGGGGUGGGAUUGCUAGCGAUGGUGGUUACCAGCUUUUCUCAAAUCCAGGAGAACCACGAAAUGUUAGGUCUGACCCUUUGCCUGUCCUCGCCUCCCGUUGAGUUCUGGGGUCUCAACGGCAAGGGGCAUUUAAGGAGCUCCUUGUUUUAAACCCAGAUGCCAACCUGGCCAAUUUUUUAAGCAGAUGGACAUUUUGGGGGGUGGGGGGUGGAUUAAAGAGGCCAUGCAAUUCAUACCAUGGUGGUUUUGUGGCCGACGGCAUCUGAAUUCACCCAAAACAAACUGUGGUUUAAUGUUGGGUGCAUUAAGGACAGAGACUGGAUGGCAAGGACUAAGCCCGGUUUUGUGUCUGUGUGUGUGUGUGUUGUAUAGCUUCAGCUGCUUUUCCUAGGUUGGUACUUUACCCUAACCAGGUUUAAGGGGGUCAACCCACCCACCCCCAAUUCAAUAAGCCUGACAGAUGCUCGGAAGGAUCAGAGAGCAGUGCAGGCCGCCCUCAACUUAAGAACAAUGGAAUUUUCUGUGGAAAAUUUCUAAGGAAGGAAGGAUGGAGAUAGAUGGGAAAAGAAGGAAGGAAAAGAGGAAGCAGAGAGAGAAAAAUGUAG
Messenger RNA from Thamnophis elegans (Western terrestrial garter snake), 1438 nucleotides. RefSeq names its product protease associated domain containing 1 (gene PRADC1). The transcript is spliced from 5 exons. The coding region runs from base 30 to 566 and encodes 178 amino acids. Lineage: Eukaryota; Metazoa; Chordata; Lepidosauria; Squamata; Natricidae. The record is from RefSeq and is a predicted model, not a curated record.